Messenger RNA from Rubroshorea leprosula, 1320 nucleotides. The record is from the annotation of a GenBank genome assembly. Lineage: Eukaryota; Viridiplantae; Streptophyta; Magnoliopsida; Malvales; Dipterocarpaceae.
CAAAAAAAAAAAAUCUUAGCUGAAAUAUUUUGCCAAAAAAAAAAAAAUUUAUCUUUAGCAGGAAGAACUGACUCUCACUCUCAACUCCGAUGACCGCCGUCUCCGCCACUUUCUUCUUCCUCUCUCCGCCUCCCUUCUCUCCAAAACCUCCGUCCGUUGCACUUCUGACCUUCUCCCCUCACUUUCACUCACUCAAACUUAAACCCAUCUUCACUCCAUUGACUCUUGCUCCCAAGCGCUCCUUCCUUGUCCGCGCAGACGACGAUGAUGUGGAGGCUGCAGGACCCGAAGACUACGAAAUGUACGGGGAGGAAGUGGAGGAAUUGGAUAACAAGAAGGACUUCGACGUGGAGUACGAGCCUUUAGCUGCUAUUGCUGUUGCUGGGGCCGUUGUUGGCGCUGAUGAGGACAUUGCUCUUGUUGAGAGCAAGAGCUUCGUGUCCACACAAGGGUGGGAAUCGGAGAUGGUGGUGGAUUAUAGGAUAAAUGAGGAGGAGUUCCAUAAGAUUAGCUUGUUGGAUUGCGAUUUUUUCAUCAGAAAGCCCCCAGACCCGGAUAAUGAUGUCUAUGACUUCCGGGAGAUGUAUGUCACCCCUCCAGACACAGAUGUGUAUUCAAUUCCAAAGGUUUUGGCUCCAAUGCCUGAAAAGUAUAUUCGCUGUGCAAAGAGUGAUUAUGGCUGCUACAGUGUUACAGAACCACCCAUUGAUGCUCCUCGAGAUCCACUCUAUAAAUCUAAGAAGGAGGUCCUGAAGGUUUUCUUGACAAAGCAUUAUAGGAACCGGAGACUGGGCGACCAAGAGUUUGUGCUAGACUUUGAGGAGAUAUAUGUUAUUGAUUCAAAGACAAAGUCUAUUACGAGAGCAAAAGUUGUGGUCACAGUUCCAGGAGGAAGAAAUCGGGAUAGAAAGGGUGACCUUCUAGUAAUACGUGAUAACGGGAACUCCUUCAAAAUAAUUCAUGCGAGUGAAAGAGAUGAUCCUACUACUGUGAUAGAGAGGGAAGAGUGGAUCAAGACCAGACAAGAUAUGGAAAGACAUCUACGAAAGCUACGAGACUUUAGCAUCUCCAACUGGUUCUAAUCAAUUGGCAGAUUUUAGAGAUUGCUUCAUGAACUUAGGUAGACCAAUGUAAUGUAGAUUGUCUGGAAGCAAACAACCACCGUGCUGAUUGAACAUGUAAUCAUGCAUUGACAAAGAGGGCAUCUGUCACUCAUGGGGUGCCUACUAGACACCCUGUUCAGUUUUGUAGCAUGUCGAGGUUGCUUAAACUUGUAAUUAUUUCUGUUGUAAAUCUUAUUUAUAAAAAUUGCCAAUAAAA